ACAUGACGUCACCCGCUGCUCUGCGCUCCUCCAGCAGAAACGCGCAAAGAUGCUCUGAAAGCAAGACUGCAGCAUCUCCGAGUCAGAGCCUACGAAAACAUCGCAUCUCCUUCAAGCGCUCGUCCAGCGCUUCAACACCAUCCAGCUCUAUCUGCAGGGUUUACGUACCUGCAUGCGGGAUCCGCUGUUUUACCCUUUCGCCUCUUGUACAUUUCCCGUUGCUAUUUAUUAUUCGCGCAUCAUCCCAAUUUUUAGCAGUGAAUCUUUUGAGUUGUGCUGACCACUGAGGUCGCAUAUUGUUUUCAGCAGGAGAGCGCCAUCGCAGAGCCACGAGUGAGGACGUUUCCCACAUCACUUGUUAUUAAUAUCAGUAACAGCCUGAGCAAAAUCGAGCCACUGGAUAUCGAUGCGUCUUUCAUUCUGUAUCUAGGUUGCUACGGAGGAUCGACGCACCCCAAACAUUCAUAUCAUCGUGGUUUCACAUUUAGAAACAACAUAUCUGCGUAUCGCGUGUAGGGAAAACGAGAGCGAGCCUACAGCUUCUUUAUAAAAAAUGAUGGCCGGUGGGGCAGUGCAGCAAAACGGGAUUUUCUCCAAUCCGCAUCAUCACAAUCAACAGCCGCACAUGGAGUCUGAUCCCCCCGAUUCCCGCAAAAGACCCCUGGAGACCCCGACGGAGGCCAGCAGCACCAAACGCACAAACACAGGAGAGAGAUGCAACCAACCGGCCAUCCAUGAUCCACCAUUUUCAUCAGAUUUUGUCGGAUUUCACGAGGAAGGCGAAUAUUUCUUAAAGGUGCUGAUUCCAAGCUACGCCGCAGGCUCCAUCAUUGGCAAGGGUGGUCAGACUAUUGUCCAGCUACAGAAAGAGACCGGGGCCACCAUCAAGCUGUCCAAAUCCAAAGACUUCUACCCGGGAACAACAGAGCGUGUCUGCUUGAUCCAGGGCACUGUAGAGGCGCUGAAUAGCGUCCAUGACUUCAUCGCGGAGAAGGUGCGGGAGAUGCCGCAGAGCGCUCAGAAAACAGAGCCAGUUAGUAUACUUCAGCCACAGACCACAGUCAACCCUGACCGUGUCAAACAGGCCAAGCUGAUAGUGCCCAACAGUACAGCAGGGCUGAUCAUCGGCAAGGGUGGAGCCACGGUGAAGGCCGUCAUGGAGCAGUCCGGUGCCUGGGUCCAGCUCUCACAGAAACCUGAAGGUAUCAACCUGCAAGAACGCGUUGUCACCAUCAGCGGGGAGCCCGAGCAGAACCGCAAGGCCGUCGAGAUCAUUGUGCAGAAGAUCCAGGAGGACCCGCAGAGCAGCAGCUGUCUGAACAUCAGCUACUCCAACAUCUCCGGCCCUGUGGCCAACUCCAACCCCACUGGUUCUCCGUACGCCAACUCAGCAGAGGUGAUGCCGGCUGCUGCCGCAGCAGCGGCGGCAACGGCCUCCAGUCUCCUGGGGCAGGCCAGUCUGGCUGGAGUGGGUGCUUUCCCCACCACCAUGUCCAGCUUCUCAGGGAAUGACCUGCUGGCUAUCACGUCCGCACUAAACACGUUAGCCAGCUAUGGAUACAAUACCAACUCCCUGGGUCUAGGGCUCAACCCUGCAGCGGCCUCAGGAGUCCUCGCCGCUGUGGCUGCAAGCGCUAACCCUGCUGCAGCCGCGGCCGCCAAUCUGCUAGCCUCAUACGCCAAUGACGCAUCCACCAGCGCCGGCCACCCAGCGACCAGCCUGGGAGGUUUCACGCUAGGAUCGCUCGCAGCCGCCACUGGAGCCACCAAUGGCUACCUGAGUGCCGCUUCUCCGCUGGUGGCGAGCUCCCUACUGGCCACUGAGAAGCUGACAGAGGGGGCCAAAGAUGUGGUGGAGAUUGCAGUGCCGGAGAACUUAGUGGGCGCCAUUUUGGGGAAGGGAGGCAAAACGCUUGUGGAGUACCAAGAACUGACGGGAGCCCGCAUUCAGAUCUCUAAAAAAGGAGAGUUUGUUCCUGGCACCAGAAACCGUAAAGUUACCAUUACCGGAUCGCCAGCCGCUACACAGGCAGCCCAAUAUCUUAUCAGCCAGCGAAUCACAUACGAGCAGGGUGUGAGGGCCACCAAUCCGCAGAAGGUGGGCUAAAAACAGGGAGUAUGAAAAAAGGAGAGAGAAAGAGUGGGGGAUGGGGAAGAUACAGAGAAAGAUGGAGGGCGCGAAUAACGACGAAAAUCAGCCACUUUCUUUGUGGGAAAAAUCUCAGUAUUAAAAAAAAACAGAGGAAAAAUUCCUCUCAAAGUGGAAAAUUUGAAAAAGAAAAAUGUGUAAAAUGUAAAUAUGGGUUUAUUUCUUAAGUUUGAAUCUUUUUGGAAUUUUUAUUGGUUGAUUUUUGUUUUGUUUUUCUUUUUGUUUUUUGUUUUUUUGUGCAUUUUCCUGGACAGCAGUGAAUGGCAUUUCAACCUGGCAUGCUGCCGCGCUGCAGUUCCCAGCAGGUGGGCAAGGUGGUCGGAUGGGGGACAAUGGGGUGGAGCAAUCCCAGGAAUCAGCCCUUUCCCCACCCCCAUCCCCUCCUAGCUGACAGAUUUUUGUUCUUUAUUUUUAGUCUUUAGUUUAACUCCCACCCUUUCGCCCAUGCCUCCUCUUUUAAGAGGGUCUGAGACUGAUUAUAUAUCCCCCCCCCCAGUCUGUGACACCCCAUACCCCACCCCAGCCCCCCUCGCCCCAGCCCUCACGAUCCCAGCCGGCCUGACCCUGCCCCGUGCCGGGCAGGAUAGGGCAGGGGAUGCGAGGCUGCUGCAGGGUCUCAGCGUCACUAGACAUUGACCUGGGGUUCCAGUUCGACCAGGUGCAUUGCCACUAGAGAUGUUGUUAGCAUAAGGGAAGCUUGUAGAUCAUGUUGCGGACAUAGGCCAGGACGCAAAAUGCACCUGAAUCUUUCGUACCAGAGCUCCUAGAGUUUGUGGCAUUUCUCUAUGGGAUUCGAGAUCUGGUGUUUAUACAAAUACUAUUAUCAUUAUUAUUAUUACUACUACUAUUAUUAUUAUUAUUAUUAUUACAAAUUAUCAUCACCAUCAACGUUAUUUAUUAAUAUGAUUUCACCCAUAAGAACUGAGGUAUUUCCUUUUUUUGUUUUUCUUAAUCUGUGAAUUCAGGUUGACAUGAAUGUAAAGACAAUAUUUUGGAUUUAGUUUUUUAUUUAAGUAGAUUGAAUCGUGUGUCCAUGUAAUAUAUGUCUUAUUUAACGUCCAGUGAUAACUGCACCGUCGGCACCAACAGAGAGAAUAGGGGCAGAUGUACUGUACAGUGAUAUUAAUACACACAAACACACACCCUCAGCAAACUAUUACCAGAUUUAAAUGCUGAAAAUGCAACUAAACAUACGCAGACUUGAAAUCACAGUGGGACUAGACAAUUUAUUCACAUAUCUACUGAAUGAGAAUGUAGGUCUUUGCACAAGUCCAAGGGAGUGUAUCAGAGAACGACUUUAUAUGAAAGCCAAUCUCUUUCUGUAACAUCCCAAAACAUAUCCCCGUCUUUACUCUACGCUGCCCUUCUGCAGUGCGAGACAUUGUGCACUUUGAGCCGCUGCAGUUGAAUAUCUGCGCAAAUGUGCUGGAAAAUUUGUGUAGAUAUUCCUUAUCAAAUCAGAAAUUGGCCCUCCAGAGCUCUGAGGCGUUUCAUGAACACAUACUACUGAAUGACUACGAACAAAUUCUGAUCGGCACAGGCUGCUUAGUAACAUGGUCUGCGCUGGAAGUCCCUGGUUGUCUGCUCUAUUGUGGCUAAUAUGAUAACCACAACAUUUUUUUAAUAUACUGGUUCUGGUUGCAUUAUACUGAACAGGCUUGCCCAUGUGAAGAUCUUCCUGUGCAGGUCAGAACUAAACAUGUGCGACGUAUGUGCUGCUAAUAAGGUCCUAUUUUCUUUUUGUUUUGAAUCUGAGUACACUGAAUUUCGUCUUAAUGCACUGUGAAGUGUGGAGGCCGUGAUGGAAGGCCAAAAAAGUCAGGGUUUCUAUAUCGUUAUCGUAUUGAUGCAUCACCAUGAUGGAAUGUACUCAUGUGGAACGUCUCAUAUUUAUAACAGCCUCCAUGGAGUCAAUGUAUCGCUCACCGUACACUCUUAAAAAUAAAGGGUUUUUUUUUCGCAGCGAUGCCAUGGAAGAACCAUUUUUGGUUCCUCGAAGAACCUUUCAUUGAGCAGUUGUUUUUUCCUUAAUGUGAAGAACAUUUUAAUAAUCUAAAGACCCUUUUGCCACCGUAAAGAACCUUUUGUACAAUGGAAGAUAAAGGUUCUUUAUGGAACCAUCAAUGCCAAUAAAGAACCUUUAUUUUUAAGAGUGUAGGGUGGAAAAGAAGCCUGGAUGGUUUGUUAGGUUGAGGUCAGACUCUUCUGAGCAGUUUUUUGGCAUCAUGUUGCAGUAUCCAACCUUAACUUUCCAAGUGUGCACUAACUAACCGCCAGCCUACCGUGUAUAUUUAUCGUGAAGGGGCAGAGGAUGGUAUAUUUUGUAUGUUUAAACUAUGUGUCCUCCAAAUCUAUUCUGUGUCUAAACAACAUAUUGAUUCUUUACCGGCUGGAAUGAGCUUAAAAAUACCAAACUGUUCCUCAUUACCCACAAGACUUGUACACGUUAGCACAGAGAGCAUUUCCCAAAGAAGAAUCAGACCAACAGAGAAAGACAGAACUGUGCUCUCUCUCCCCCUGACUAAAAUUAUGAUUCUUUCCUCUCCUUUGCUAUUGGAGCACCAGGGAGAGUAAAUCUGAACCAAUUGGUAAGGAGGCUUCUUUAUUCUCAUCUAAAAACCAUCACCUCCCCUCACCUCUUCUCAACCCCCCUUUUUACCUUUGUGCACCCCCAUUCUGACACAUCAACCCAGAGACCCUCUUUUCUCUCACAUCUCUCCAUGGGUGGCGAUGUCUGGUGUAACAGUGCAUGUCUGCUUGCCCUUUCACGAAACUGACAAUGCGAAAGGGAAGAUGCGCCUACAGUUUAGAACUAGAAGCUUGCCGUAGAUCACGUUCGAGCACAUCACACCUUCAAAAAGGGACUUACUAUGAGCCAUCAAUGUGUUUGUAUGGUGUGCAUGUGUGUGUAUAUGCGUGUAAAGGUGAUAAGUUUGGAUAGAUAUGAAUUUGUCAAGCAGUUGUGCCCUACGUGAGGAGGUCUAACAAGCGUUUGAAACAGCAACGACUCCAAGUACUCAGAAAGAUAGUUGAACGUUUUUGAGGUGCAAAAUGAGCGUUUCUUUUCAAAUGAAGGGACACAGUAGUUCAGACUUGAAGAUCGAGACGAGGAAGCGAUGGCAAUCGAGCGCCUCCGCAUUUUAGAGUGCAUCUGUGCAUUCGGUUUUACCCAUGAUGCAGUACUUCAUUAGACACUUCAGAGCUCGUUCAGAGCUUGGUAGAUCCCCCAGAUAAUUUUUAUGUUAAGAAACGUUACAUGAUCGUUCAAUUUGAUUAAGACACACUAAAAGCAAGAUAUUACUGUGACAAUUUAAUGUGAAAACUAUAAAAAGGUGCCAACAUAGUGUCAAGGAGCAGCUUUCUGUUUUGUUGUUUCUGUAUUCAGUACUGAAAGUACAUAUGGGGGUUUCUGGGUUUUUUUUUUUUGGUUUUUUUUUGUUUGUUUUUUUAGUAACUGGGAAAAUAGAACAAAUGUGAUGAGUACUGAAAGCAAUAUACGUAGUAGCAUGUCGUCAUGUCUUGUCCUUUUAUUCUGUCUGUGUAGGAGCUUUGGAUUUACCUAGAUGUUGAGUAGAUUUGCAUAUACUAUUUUUUAAGUUGUGAAGAUGCUGCUAUUGAAUAAGUGAUGUACUAAAAUUUAAGAUUAAAAACAUAUCUGGUCAGUCAUUUAGCAGGAUGUGGUAGUUGUAAGAGGUGUAACUAAAUGCUACAUUGAUAAUGAAAUAAUUGCUAUAUCAAUGGAUUAAAUAAACCUGUGCCAAAAUAGAUCUUUACGGAUUUAAAUGUGAUUUAAACACCAUUAGUUAAGAGCAGACGUACUUUUGUAAUUUAAAAAAAGAAAAAAAAUGUGAAAAGUGCCAAACAAGCCACAGUUAAGAUAUAACUAGUGGAGGUAAAGUGACUAGAGAAGCAAAAAAUAGACAUUAGCACUAUAAGGUUGAGAGUUUUCUGCCCCUUAAACUAACUAGUCCUUGUUAAAAAGAAGGGAUGGAUUCAUCUCAUAGGCCAAACAAAAGCAGGGUGCCAUGUGGCCAUUAACACGCAUCCCCGGGGCUAGAAGACUGCCGAGUUAGCUUAGCAUGGUUAAAGUUUUAUAAGUUAUCAGCAUUCUUAAGUCAGCCUUUUAUAGUUCUGAAAAUGUAUUUUGUGAAGAUAGAUGUUAUCUUUUUUGCACGUUGAUAUUUGCAUGAUACCAAGUGAAGCGUGGAUUUAAAAAAAAAAAGUGAAGACAAAAAAAUCAUACAAAAAAAACAAUUAGGCAAUGUGCAUUCAUUUUGAGGACAAAUCUUUGCAUGGCAACAACAGUUCGAGCUAUUAAAUUAGCUUUUUCACAUUUUUAACUUAUUCUUUUUUAGUUUUGCUAAGACCAAGCUGGAGUUUUGUUGUCCUGUGUGAAAACUAGGCCACAGAAACCAAAAUCAUUCAUAGCCAUGGUCAUAUCCAGCGUCAUAAUAAGAGCACUCAUUUUGUACAGACUUAUCAAUGUUUUGUGAUAAUUUAUAAGAAAAACAAUGAGAAAAGUUGGAAAAGGAGGGUUAAUUUAGCGACAUUAACAUUCAAACAUGGUCGUGAAUGUAUUCACCACUACAUAAGUUUGCAUAUCACUCUUUCGAUCAUGAUUUUAGGGCUUGUGUUUGCUGUGUCAGUACUAACAACAUCAUUAGGCUUCUGUUCUUUAGCUUGUUCUGCCAUCACUGCACAUAAAGCUUGACCCAUUAUCACGAGAAUAUGCACUUUAUAAUUCUCUUACGCUUCACGCCACCCCAGAUAAGAACAGCCCUGUUUCCGAACGAGAGCAAAUGCAAUGACACCGCUAAACUGCUUGAAUCCUUUACCUCAGAUCUCCACGAAUAAAGGAAAGGGGACGGGACUUUCCAAUGACGUCACAAUGCAAUGAUGCGGCACUACUGUUUGCAUGAGAAAGGAUUGGCCAGAUAUUUGAAGCUGACCAAAAAAAAACGACAGAAUAGUUUUUACAGAAAUUGGAAAUGUUGUUAUUUUGACAGUGUUUUUUAUUAUUAAUAUUAAUGAUAAUAAGUGCCAAAAAGGGCAUGUCUGAUAUAUCAUGACUAUUGUUUUUGUUUUUUCCACUCUCUUUCUCUUUAAGGCCAUCAAAAUUGCACUGUGCUUAGUCAUGGUUGCUUUUUAAGCUACGCUUCUGUGCACAGUUGUGUUUUUGUGCAUGCGUUUAGCAGUUUCGCGCCCACGUUUCUCUCCCAGGUCGCUGGGAUUGUCAUACGCGGUCAAGUCGAGAUGAAUGCAAACUUAUGGUUUAGCUGAUGUCGAGAAGGUCAUUGCUUUUAUGUGGGCGCAUGGCUAGAGCUCGUCGCUCUUCCCAAACCCCACACGCCCCCCAAGUCCAACCCCACCCCCCGGCCCUCCACCCCCCACGCCAUCAGAAGACGACAACCCGGGGUCACUUUUGAGCUCGUACCCAUUGAAGCACCAGCAAUGUUAGAAUACAUUUGUCAUAUCACUGUUCUGUUCUCUUUUUUUAUUUUCCUGUUUUUAUUUGUACGACACUCUCUAACCUAGACCAAGUAUAACAAAAAUGUCAUUCAUAUGUAUCCUGUUUACUCUCCCUUUUUCUCCCUUUUGCACUUUCACUGCUCCCCUUUUUUCCAACCACUCCCCACUCUUCUGCCGACCUCCCCCUCACACCCUCCCAGACUUUCUCCUGAGUGCCAAACAAAAACAGUACCAUUCCAAACUUUUUGAGUUCUCUUGUAUGUUGGACAUCCAUUGGACGCACCCAUGAAGCCAGCAUGUUUCUCCAUAACAUGAUGUCAGUCAUGACGCCUCAACAUUACCCAAAAAGCGAGCAGUAAAAGCAAGACCUGGAUUAACACGGUAAAAACACGGCUGGCUACCUCUCAUAAACUGCUUUUCCUAAUUCUCUGUCAUCUCUUCAACCUCCAGGACAUCACUGAUUGUGUGCCAUAAUGUUGGGGGCACUGUCACUCUCCUCACCCCCAAGUCUCUCCAUUUGAUUUUCUCGAUGGAAAACAUUAAGCGCAAGCAAAGAAAAAAAAAUCCAUUUUAAUGGCAGGUUUCUUUUUGUUCCUUUAACAUAAAAACAUGCUCAAAAAAGCUGAGGAGUGUGUAAACCUCAGCCGUGCAGCCAUCUUCUGUCUUCUGAACUUUGAACUUCUCACCCCUCAUGAACUUUAUUGACCUUCUUCCUCCCCUUCUAUGUUCAUCAAAUGUUUGGACUUAAAAUCUCCAUUCCAUCUCCAAACCUUUUUGAGACUGUGCAAUUCUAGUUGAGAUGAUUGGAUUUAUUUUUCCUUUUUUUUUUUCUUUUUUUUUUUUAAGUCAUCAUUGGGGACGAAAAAAAUUAUAAUAAUAAAAAAGACACACGUACACAAACAUAAGUAAGAUCCAAACUGUUUCCUCCACGAUUUCAUUAUUUUCUCUCAUUGUAAAUAUCUGUCAGAUUUGGUUGAACUGUAACCAGAAACGUGUUCAUCGUAAUGGGGCUGGCAGCAUAAAAUCGCUUUUGUGGAGUGCGAUGUGAAGUUAAACUAAAGCGGCUCCUUUUUAGAAGAGCGUCAAGAAAUUGAUUUAGUACUGUUGAAGAUGGUUUUAGAGCCACAUAUACGCAGUGCCCCUCCAAAUAAUGCAGAAUCACCACUAACCGCUAAACUAGACUAAGGUUAGCUUGAACUGAUGGUAGUUGCUAAUCUCAUUGUACAUAUCAGACGUGUCGAGUGUAAAUUGUGAUACGUGUUGAUUAGGUGUCUUGACCAUUGCAGCAUCUGUUCCAAGACGAAAAUGUUUCUCUGUGAUGCCGAACGAUCAUUUUCAUGCGUCUCAACCAUGCUUGAGCUCCACAUCUAAUGUUUCUAUGCUGCCAGCUUUGUUUUCUGAUAACCCUUCAUGAGCUUAUUUAUUUUCAAACUACUAUACAUUAUUAAUAAAUGGCAUCAAGAAACUAGACAAAAGGGAAUGACUGGAAAGAUGAAUUACUGUUUUGUUUUUAGUAUUUUAGUGUUUUUAACAUCAUCCAUUAACUGACUUAAAAAAAGUAUUAAAUAUUUAAUGUAACUGUAGCAUUGUGUUUGUACAAAAAAUAGUGAGUUGUGUUUCUUGACUUGUGGAUUACCAGUGAAGUCAGCAAUUUAGUGCUAAUAUCUAUUAAGUCGUUCCUUUUCUUUUUCUCUUUUCUUUUUUAUUUAAGGGUUAUUAUUUUCCGACAGCAACAGCAGUCAUUAUAAAUGUUCAUUUUACCAUCACCUGUCUUCUGUUGUCUUAUUCUUCACCUCCCACUACACUCAGUUUCAUCAAAUAACACAUUGCAAGUUCGUGCCUGAAACCAUGUGCUCGGUCUUGGGGGAGGGGCCAUGCUGCGUGAGUGAUGCGAGCGAGUGAGUGAGCGAACGAACGAAUGCGACUGCUUGCGAGAGGCUUGGCCGGGUGGGUGUUAUGUCUUCUGUCCACCUAAAGCUAAAACCUGUUGGGUUUCCAUUUACCAAUGGAACCUGCUGAUGUUAUAGCUGAAUCCCAUCAUGUAAGCCUAGUUGAUUUUGAUCGUCCAUAACUCCCCUUCCUCCGUUUGCCAACCACUUUCCACCACUACCUUUUCCCUCCCCCUCUUACGAGCCAUUCCCUCGCCACGCACCUCCCACGCCAUGUGAUGUUCUCCAUCGAUAACAUACUACUCGACCAGACCCACAUUAACUCUGUUCUCAUGCCUGCAAAGGAGGCGGUUGCCAGUCAACUCACCCUCCACUCAUGAUCCGCCAUCAUCCCUUACCGGCUGCCGGGGCCAGGCCCAAGUUAUUAAAAUAAUAAUAAUUUAAAAAAUGAGAAAAAAAAAAAAAAAUACAGACAAGUGACUCUCAGGGUGUUUACGUAAUCUACCUUACUCUGUGAUCUCACAGAACCGCAACCCAGCUCUCCCUCAAGCUUUUUAAGGAGCCCAAAGACAAUUUACCAUGUAUGAUUGCUUAUCAAGUCUUCUUCAAGAAAACAAAACAACAACAACAACAACAGAAUGAUAUGCACCCAAUUAAAGGAGCAAGCAAAAUGCUGUAAUGUUUACAACCUUAACGAGACCAACGCUGUUGAAAGAAUGUGUAGGAGUUCAAAGACAAUUCUUUAAUAAUUAUUCGAAGUGACUUCAUUUUAAUUGAUCAUUUCUAUGUGAUAUGGAGUUAUGUGUUAACUGAGGCAUUUUGGAAACAUUGCAUGUUCCUCUUUUUUUGCAAUGACUUACAUUUUUUUAAAUGUCAGAAUGGCUGGUACAGUGUAAAGUUAGAGCUACGUUUAGUUGCUAAUAAUAAACUACAUUGAUGUCAGUGUUCAUCUCACAUAUCUUGGAGAAAGGUACCGGACUGUGGUCCGAAAAGAAAAGAAAAAAUUGCGUUAAUGUAUAGAAUUUAUUCAUAUUUGUAUAUGGUGACAGUGAAAUAAAGGAUGUACUGGAAGUUAUCAGGGACACGUGGGUAGAGUUUGAAGGGCCGCUUACAACACCGACUGUAAAGCUCACAGUCAUGAGGUAAGUUACAUGAGGGGGGAAAAGUAUCAAUUUUGUUUUAUCUUUAUUUAAUACAGUAUAUGAAUAAGAAAUACAAGAUAUAGAUGCUUUAAUGGAACUGGCAUCUACAUGUUAGAGUUUACUCCUUUAAAUAAAGCUAGUAAAAACAAAAUUCAACAGUGAAAUAAGCCUGAAAAAGAAUAUUUUAGUAUGGGUGUCUUGAGUGUGACUGAUAUGCAAAUGCAGCAUGUGCGAUGUAAUCCAAUGUAAUUUGCCAUUACAUGCUUGGUAAAGCAAAGCCACCGGUCGUUUUGCUCAUAAUGCAUGUGGUUUUAGGAUGAAGUCAAUUCAAGAUGAUCUCAAAAACAUGAUAAAGUCUCUUGAUCAUUGUCAUCCACCCACUUUUUCUGUGCACUAAUUCAUCCAACCUACAAAAACCACCUUCACCUUCCCAACAUGUCUCCAAAGCCAACACCAACUAAAAGCACCGCGGAAAAUCCCAAUAUAGUCAUCGGUCAGUGGGCUUGACCGGUCUUCAUGUUGGCUUCCAGCACAUUGAUCUGUGGUGGAGACCCCAGGGAAAUUAACAUUCACUGCAUGAUUAAAACCUGUCUCACCAAACCAACCAUAAACUAAAGAAGUAUCUCCAGUGUUCAGACAAAACGGCUCAAUUUAAUUGUUAUUUUUUAGUAAUGGUCUUUUAAACACAGCGUUCAAUUCUAAUAGGAUGUUUUGCAAAGAAUUGAUGCAUGUUGAGGGAUUUAAACGUGUUUACAGGCAGCUUCUAGAUAUUUCGCUCUGGUAAAAAUCAAAUGUAGGAUUGUUUCUGACACCAGCCGUCACGCAGAAGUAGUGAUUUCACAAUCUAGCCACAAUCCCAUGAUAUCUAUAUCUGCAUUCAUAACUCGGCCCAAAGCUCCGAGCUCCUUUUUAAACAUGGAAACUGUCAUGAUGAAUAAUUAGCUCUUUCAAGUGAAAUCAUCUCUCCCUCUCUCUGUAUCCACUGGGAAUGGUGAGCUGGUGUAGCCGAAGCUCCAUCAUUUCAAAUGUAUCCAAUCUCGCUAAUUGUGCACCUUUACCAGCCUUAGGCCAUGAUUGAUUUUCCCCGCUCCAACUCGGUUCCUUCCCCUCACCUCAAACCCAACAGGCUUUUUCUCGUUUCAGCCCAGCUGUUCCAGAAAGCAAGCCUAAUUGUUUCUGCCCCCCCCCCCUUCUUUCCUCGGAGGGGGAGAGAGAGAGAGAGAGCAAGAAGCAGACAAGAAUAUGCUCUCAGCCCUCAUAAAUCCCUAGAGUUGGAAAGCAGACCUGUGGAACAUGUGCAAAGAUCUCCAGUCCUUAGUCCAGCACUUUUCAAGGGAGAACACGUAGUACUCUGUCCUGAGAUCGCUUCGGCCUCUCUCAGCUAUUUUUAUUAAGAUGAACUGUCUUUGAAUUUACCUUGAAUAUUGUAUGUGCAUUUGUUGAACGAUAUCUGUUGCAUAUUUUUAAGUCAGAUUAGUUCAAGUGACCCUAAAAUGUAUUUGGACAUUUAAAACACACUUAAAAUGUACGAAUUUCUAUAUAUAUAUAUAAUUUAAAAAGUGUGUGUGUAUAUAUAUAUAUACAUAUAUAUAUGGGUCAACAACGUGACGGUUAAUAUUUUUUUGUCCAAAGGCCUUAAUAAUAAUAAAAAACAAAGAUAUGACAUCCAAAGUAUGUAAGGUAGUACAACUAGAUCUCUUUUAUUGAAUCCAAAAGGUUUGAAUUAUAUUUUGCUACAUAUAAAGGUAUUUUAAAGAUUUUGAAGUGUCAAAAGGUCAUUCGGUUUAACCGUCCAAAGGCCAAUACAGCCAUUUCAUUUGUGAUUAAAAUAUCUUAAAAUGUAAUAAAUGUAUGUAUUUUUAUUCUGGCAUGAUUUUAUAACAUCAUAUAUCAACAUAGUGCAAAGAGGUAUUAAAAUUAUGUGUAGAAGUCAUUGUUGUCAUGAGAAAAAAUGUCCGGAAAAAUGAAUUUCAUUGAUGUCAUUCGGAGUAACCAAUAUAAAGGGACCAUUUUGGAUCAAGUCAUGCGGUCAGUAUCAUGUGACAGGAUGUGACAUCAUUCAGACACCUGCAAAGGACUACAUGGUUGUGAAGCAAAGUAACUAAAUCUCUUUUAACUAUUUGAAAAAUUCAUGUUUUCACUUGCUCAUACGCAUGUCCCAAAACAUCAGGUCAUUCGGUACAACCGCUAUAAAACAUGGAAAAUGUUGUAAUAUUUUAAAAACUUCUACUAAAUAUAAAAUAUUUGAUUGUCCUUUUGCUAGCUAGAUAGCAAGCUAACUCGCUAGCUAGCUAGAUAUCAGCCUGUUAGCAUUGUUUGAAAAUAUUGUCAUUCGGUGUAACCAAAAGUGUAAUUCAAUAAAAACCAAAAUUUUGGUUAAACUGAAUGAUUUUUUGGUGACAAAUUUUGUCCAUCUUGUAAAAAAUGACAAAAGCAGCAUUAAUUGAUUAUAAAAACCACAUAAUCUCAUUGCUAACACUUAAUAAAACAACAAAAUUAAUUAUAUCUCCAUUAUGUUUUUUACACUUUUAAAAACCUUAUUUGUCAAUGACCCAUAUAUAUUAUAUUUAUAUAUAUAUAUAUAUAUAAUGAGUUAAAUAUAUAAUUUAACUUUUUAAAUUAUAGAUAGACUAGAUGAGCUUGAUUUUGUUUGAUAUCUAUUUGUGUAUAGUUAUGCUAAUACUAACAUACUGUAUAUAGUUUAAAAAGUUUAAUAAAACAAAAGUAUAAAUUAUACAUGUUAUAUAAAUAAGUAUAAAUUAUAUAUAUAUAUUUAUAUAUAUAUUUUCUAUAAUUUUAAACUUUUGUGAAAUGUUUUAAUGUAUUUGUCUUGAUUUUUUUUUAAAACAUAUUUAUCAUACAUUUUUAAUUAUUGUUUAUUAUAAUUUUAACUGCUUAAGUGUCCAAAUACUUUGUGGGGUCACUGUAUAUUGUUUAUAGAUUUGUAUGACAUCAAAAUGACUGAAGUACUAUAUUUCUACAGAUGCAUCAUUAUAAAAUGCAAUUAUGUGCAGAAAAAAAGUUGAAGACUGAAAAAAUGGCUGAAAAUCUGUCACUACAAAUGUGUAAGAGUAAAUCAUUUUGAUAUGCAAUCUGAGCAACAGCUUUCUGGCUGCAAAUAGGCCUCAGGAAUGCAUGAGCCGUAGAUCUAAACAAGCAGAGCUGUCCCUCUUGUUUCCUCAGCUUAACAACAGGUUUCUGUCUGUGUGGUGGUGCUGAAGUGAACAGCAUGAAUUCAGCAGGAAAUCUGUACUUUUAAAUAGGGCUGACUCCUUAAAAACAGCUAGUAUACAGAAUCAGUCAGUGUGACGCAGUCUAAUCAAUUUAAAGCUAGUGCGUCUCGGAUACAUGAAGGCUUGUGCUGAUACAGAGAGUAGCUGUCACGUCAAAGCGAGGUCUGGCCCACAGGAAGAGUAUAAAACAAAAGUCAGCAAUCUGAGUCACAGCAGAAAACCACUUUGUCCUCGUUUUCCCCCAGAUAACUUUUUGUAUGAAAAUAUAUCAACUGAAUAUACAAUAUAUAUAUUCCUUUUUGUAUAAUCAGUGACUAAUGCUAGUCUUCAAUGUACAAAUCUGACCUUAAAUACUGUUGCUAAGACAAAACCAAAUCAGAUGGUGGUAAACUAACUGUGGUCCAUAAGAAUAUGUCCUUUUAUCAGCAAUAAUGUUCGAAACUUUAUAAGCUACCUUUUUAUGGCUUUGAUAUAUUUGUUUGAAUGUUGCGACAUGUAUUUUGACAAAAUAGUACAAAAGUGACAAAAACAAUUGAUUAAUCACUCCAAUUAAUGUACAUUUCGAACACAUUUCUUCUCAGUUACUUGUUUGUGUUUUAAGAAGUGCAAUUUAGAAAGCAGACUGUACUACGCUGAAGCAAGAAAAUGCUUUCUUAUCCUACUGUGAAAGAAAACCGCAGGCUUCCAAGAAGACAUAAUCAUUGUUAUUCAAUUAUAUAUAAACCCCACCCCUCAGAUUUAAACUCUAAAUUCUGAUUUAAUUUUGCUCCCUUUUCUUUAUUUAAAGAGUAUUACAUUUCCUUAAGUGGAAAUUUUGACAGACCAAAAUAUCCAUCCAGUUCCAUUUCACUCAAUUUAAACUGGUUUCACGCAAACACUGAAAAUGAUUGUAAUAGUUUUGUAUGGUUUUUUUUUGUUGUUUGUUUGUUUCUUGCUGUUGUAAUAUUUCUAACAAAUGAAGCUGAUAAAUUAUCCUAGAGAUCAUUCGUAAUAUAAAGAAUAACUUUUAACAUCAGUGUUUUAUGAGUAUAUGUACAUAAGAUAAAGAAAUAAAUUAAGAAAGUUGCAAUGCAAAGCUGUGAUUUUAAAGCACUGUAGCGUGUACAGUGAUUUGUUUUUAUCAAUUUUAUGGUACAUAUGAUAUGUUCUGCAUUUCUGCAGUUGUUGUUUUCUUUAUGUUCAUGAGCAUAUGCUUUAAUAAAUAUGUUUUUUACUGUA
This is a messenger RNA of Ctenopharyngodon idella (grass carp), 15100 nucleotides long. RefSeq names its product NOVA alternative splicing regulator 2 (gene nova2). NCBI's taxonomy places the organism in Eukaryota, Metazoa, Chordata, Actinopteri, Cypriniformes, Xenocyprididae. The coding region runs from base 554 to 2107 and encodes 517 amino acids. The record is from RefSeq and is a predicted model, not a curated record. Gene Ontology annotation, molecular function: mRNA binding. Gene Ontology annotation, biological process: mRNA splicing, via spliceosome; regulation of alternative mRNA splicing, via spliceosome. Gene Ontology annotation, cellular component: nucleus; cytoplasm. The transcript is spliced from 5 exons.